This is a messenger RNA of Diachasma alloeum, 563 nucleotides long. RefSeq lists its product as uncharacterized. NCBI's taxonomy places the organism in Eukaryota, Metazoa, Arthropoda, Insecta, Hymenoptera, Braconidae. Bases 54 to 410 code for a protein of 118 amino acids. The record is from RefSeq and is a predicted model, not a curated record. The transcript has 3 exons.
AGUAUCACUGUGCAUCAGGAACUUACCAGUUCUAUUUACAAACCGAUAUCAACAUGAACGUCCUGCUCAUUUUCACCAUUCUCGCUCUGGCUGCACCAAUCUUCGGUGAAGAGGCAGUUGAGCAGAAGAAUCAGCAGAAGAGAGGCAUUGCUCCCGUUGGAUAUGGCGGGAAUUAUUUGGGAGGAUACCACGGUCUAAACUAUGGAUACAAUGGACUUGCUCACGGAUAUCUGAACAACCCCUACUACUAUGGACAUGCGGCUCCCGUUACACCACUCGCCACUUCUCCUCUCCUUGCGGGUCACGGUUACAACCAUGCUUACCAAGCUCCAGUCUACACCGCCCCAGCUGCAGUGCGUCUGCCCUACACCGGUCUCGGUCACAAUCUUGGAUACUACAACUCCUGGUAAAGAGCGGUAACGACAAAAUAUCUUCAGAAGAGAAGAUUUUAAUGGAAUUCUGGAUCAGUUAUUUUAUCAUCAUCUCCCUCCAUCCAUCAUCGCCCCUUUUUAAUUUCGAAUUAACAAGUUAAGGAUCAUAGGUUUUAAGGAAUUUGUACCUUG